AUGAAAGUCAUGGAUCGAUUUUCACCUUCACGCGAACGUAGAAAAUUUCAAGUUAUUAUAAAGAAUCUUCCUUUCAGCGUGAAGUGGAAGACCCUCAAAGAUAAGAUCAAAGAAGUUGUUGGUGAUGUUAAGUUCGUCAACGUCGUUGAGCUUGCUGAUGGGCGCAGUGCUGGGUUCGGCUACGCUGAGUUUUCCAAUCACGGCGAUAUGGAAACAUGUAUUCGUCAGAUGCACCGGAAGCCCUUUGAAGGGCGAGACAUAAAAAUAUUUCGCGACAGCGAUGAGGUCGAACUUCGUGAAUGUAUGCAACUCGCGGGUCUUUCUAUGACAAACCUUCCACAGAAACAAUUUCAAUCUGGAAGCGGGUAUCUGGGCGGAUCAGGUGACCGGCGACCUGGAGCGCCGGCUACCUUAAAUGGAAUUCCAAUACUAGAAGCCAUACCGGGCUUCGAUGUUGAUGACGAUACAAUACAGCGUCUCGGAGAAGGACCUAUUUCGAAUUCUAUUUUUGUCCAUAAUAUCUUGUUUGACGUUACGAUUCCAGAACUGAAAGACGUCUUUUCCCUCGCCGGAUCGGUGAUAGACGUAGACAUUCCCAAACCGGGCCUCGCUGUUAUUACAUUUUCCUCGAAAGAAGACGCUAUCCGAGCUGUGCUUCUGUUGAACCAACAAGAACUAUGUGGCCGAAAAUUAAUGGUAAAAAUCGAUGGCGACAAGCGUAAAGUGAUGGAGCAAGAUAGCUUUGAGGAAGAUAAAUACGGAUUUUCAAACACUUAUCCGCCAAGAAAUUUCGCACCUCCUCCUCCUGUGACGAGACCGCCGCCAGCUCAUCCGGUGAUGCCUCCUUACGAUCCGAACGACCCGAGUCUUGCACGACCAGGAUACGGAGAGCCCUUUACUCGUGUUGAAAUUAGAAACUUGGAUAUAACUGUUACUACACAGGAAAUACGGGACUUAUUUGAGCGCGUCGGCGGUGUAGACAGAGUGCAGCUAUCUGAUGCGAAAUGUGAAGUUACUUAUUUUGAAGCGCGAGAUGCUCAAGCCUCUGUUGACCGAAUAACUGGCACACUUAUGCACGGCCGUCCGAUAACCGUUUUGCCUGCCAUGAGACACAUUUCAAUAUGGUAA
Molecule: messenger RNA, 1128 nt
Organism: Oikopleura dioica
Lineage: Eukaryota; Metazoa; Chordata; Appendicularia; Copelata; Oikopleuridae
Source: the annotation of a GenBank genome assembly